AUGCGCCUAGUCUACCUUUGCUAUGCGACAUUGGAUGCGAUCACGCCUUUCCCAGCGUCACUAGUCGCACUAGUGGGCAGUAUUGCUUUGUUUCUGUUUGUUUUGCGUUUCGUAGUGGGCGGUCAAGAGGUAACUUGGCUUUUUCUUCAAGUGGGACGACAAUGGAUGCUCAUGGUUUUGGUGAAUCAUGCGCAUUACGUGCUGUCUGCCGGUCCUGUGUGGGCAGUGGUGCUAUUGGCCUCAGCUUUGUGGACGCUACAAGUCAUUGGAUACCUGCUUUUUAUAGAAGGCUGGUUCUUACUAGCGACGGAACCGUUCGAUCUAUGGACCACGAGCUUGCUCUUCCUCUUCCUCGUCACCUACAGCGUUCUGUUUUGCGUCAAGAUUCUGGUACAAGAGAAUAUAAUUAGUUUGUUAGGAUAUUGUUAGCAGUUGUGUAAGUAGUACGCGCAGCACUCGUUGAGGAGUGAUACAUUAUAAAUGAUAAAGUUGUCCCUCUCCAUCAUCGUCCUAGAACCCCUGCUCUCCAUUUUACUACGACAGAUCUAUUGCUAUCCAGAAUCGGCGGUGGCCGAAUUUCUGAUGACCGACAUUAGGCUCGACGGGCAACUAGCAGGCAGAGAACGACCACGACCCCUUACUUCGGAAGUGUUAAAAACCCUGCUUCAAGGCAAAGUAGCCGACCUGUGGACCCCACGGACCCGUGAAACAGAGAUCAUAGGCAAGCCCUGUGCCGUCUGCUGCGAUGAGUAUUUUACUUCUGCUUUUUUCUUGUACAUUCUGUAACGUUACUGAAUCAGGCAGGUUAGGUUCUCAUAUGGUUCGUCAAGAAUGCAGCAAUGAUGAUCAGUAUCUAUGAUACUAGAUUGUGAACUCCCUCAUACUUGAAAUGUGCUCAAUUAUUAAUACUCUACGGGCAAUAUAGUUAAAGAGUAUCAGUUUCAUCUGAGAAAAUAUCAAUACCCAAACUUCUACAAGAAGAACCAAUAACAAAUUCUUACAGCAUCGAGCCAGAGGACACGGUGAUUCGACUCCCCUGUACGGGCGGACAUACAUUUCACAAAGAGUGUGUAUUAGAGUGGUUUAAACGUGGGAACCGAGGGUGCCCUCUGUGCCGUAUGGACGUUGAAGAAGCCCUGAAAUUGGAAGGCAGCUCUAGAAAUCCAAAUGUUGCUGUUGCUGCUACUUGAAAGGAAGCUUCAGGCUGAUUCAAAAACUUCUUCUUCUUCCAUCACAAUGCUUUCCAUCCCGACCAGGUCAGAUAUGAUCAUUUAGUUUUUGAUCAUGAUGCUGACGCCCUCAUUUUCGUUUUCUCUGCCUGGGUGGGUAGACGAAUAGAUUGACUUGGUUUGAUGUAGAAUUAUUUAAUACCCACCUCUUGAUUUUUUGAAGAUUCGAUACACGGGCAUAAUUGAUUUGAAGAGCAAUUAUAACUACUCUAUCUUCUGAAGAUGACCCUAGUUGAAUACCCUUUUUGACAGUUAGAUAGUUGUUGGGUGUUGAUAGGCAAAUGUAGAAAAUGCGGUUCUUCGAUCUUAGUGCGUGACAACAUAAAACAACGCUAACGCAGGUGCGCAAUGUGGUAGUCGCAUUGAUUUAGACAUGAUGGUGUAGCAUAAAUGAACCACAGACAUAAAAAGAUGCAAAUUCCUAGAAAAGGCACAGGUGGAUAGAAACUAACAGUUCUUGUACAGAAUUGCACAGAUCAAAUUCUUAGAGGUUGUAUAGAGUUGCACAAUAGGCACAAAGGUGAAUAUAGCUCGUAAUGUGAUGUAACCGACGUGUACAAUAUUAUGACUGGCACUCACAACAACUAUAUUUGUUCUUGGAUGCUCUGAUUUAACUUAAUGCAGUAUCCCUGUUCAACAAAAUACUUACUCCUUUGGCACAACCUCAACUCCUAUACUGCAGUA
This is a messenger RNA of Amoebophrya sp. A25, 1913 nucleotides long. NCBI's taxonomy places the organism in Eukaryota, Dinophyceae, Syndiniales, Amoebophryaceae. The record is from the annotation of a GenBank genome assembly.